Molecule: messenger RNA, 1168 nt
Organism: Hemiscyllium ocellatum (epaulette shark)
Lineage: Eukaryota; Metazoa; Chordata; Chondrichthyes; Orectolobiformes; Hemiscylliidae
Product: coiled-coil domain-containing protein 134-like
Exons: 7
Coding region: 92-781 (229 amino acids)
Source: RefSeq, a predicted model, not a curated record
GGCACCGAGCUGAGAGGAGCGCCACUUGGGUGCUCCCGGACAUGGUUGAUAAAAGGUUCCUUUUACAGUUAUACAUUACGAUUCGUGGAUCAUGGAUGUCCUACAGCUCUGUGUGAUUGUGAUGAGCAUGUACUUAAAUACAUUGAAAUCUUCCAACGGUCAGAAGCAAAACUUGGACCCAAGUCUAGAAAUCUAUAGAAAACUAUUUGAAACAAAACGCAAGGACCAGAUGCAUGCUUUGAAGAACAUGAUUGAAUUAAAUGACAUUAAUCAGCAGUACAAGAUUAUAGAUAUCAUGUUGAAGGGAUUGUUCAAGGUACUAGAAGACUCCAAGACAAUACUGACUGGUGCUGAUGUGCAAGCAGAUGGCCCACUGCCUCAUGACGAGAAACUCAAAGAUGCUUAUUCCCAUAUUGUCGAAAAUACAGCCUUCUUUGGAGAUGUGACUCUGCGUUUUCCCAAGAUUGUCCACCAUUACUUUGAUCGCAAUUCAAACUGGAAUCACUUAAUCCGGUGGGGAAUCAGCUUUUGUAAUCAAACGGGAGUCUUCGAUGGAGGGCCACAUACACAGCUUCUUAACUUGAUGUCACAGGAACUUGGGAUCAGUGAAAAGUCUCCAGACUAUAAAAACCCAUUUAAAAAUGAAAAUGAAGAUUUUCUCCACAACAACGAUGCUUUUCACAAAGCUUUAAAAGACGAGGAGAAAAGACGACGAAAAGAAGACAAGAGGAAGGAACUUCGAAAAGGACCCAGGAUUACAAAGACACGAUCCGAGUUGUGACCUUGAGAAGACUACCUGUCAGUGGGACCAUUUUUGCUGUUGGAUGGAGCUGCUUGAACCCUUUCACUGGCACAAAUACCUAUAUACAUUUUGAAUGAAAUCCCCUCAGGAUGGCAGUAACCUGUACAGGUUUGCUCUCACUAGAGCUGCUUUCUUUCCUUUGAAAGGGAAGUAUCAUAAAGACAACAAUUGUUUUGGUUUAUGCAAUUAAAACAGAUGGCAUCUGUGACUUUAAUCCCUGAAACGCUGGUAUGAAUCUCAGAAUGUGAUGUAACGUGCUUUGAUUGUUCCAUCAUCAUCAAACAGCAAUUAUAGGGAACAGCAUGGCCGUCAUAUUAUAAGUUGGACUUUUCCAUUUUCACAAUAAAAUGCAAGGUCUGAAUACAA